This is a messenger RNA of Acipenser ruthenus (sterlet), 2916 nucleotides long. RefSeq names its product outer mitochondrial transmembrane helix translocase. Gene Ontology annotation, molecular function: ATP hydrolysis activity; ATP binding. Bases 147 to 1247 code for a protein of 366 amino acids. The record is from RefSeq and is a predicted model, not a curated record. NCBI's taxonomy places the organism in Eukaryota, Metazoa, Chordata, Actinopteri, Acipenseriformes, Acipenseridae. Gene Ontology annotation, cellular component: mitochondrial outer membrane. The transcript is spliced from 10 exons.
GUCUGAUUCAUGGUGGAACUUUUGAGCUUGUUUCUUUGUUUCCAUUACGCCAGCGUGCACUGCGUCAGAGCGCUUACUUUUUCCUUCUACUUCCUGGAUUCUCUGAAGCGGCAGUUUGGGUUUAACGUUGAGGUCCUUUGAAAGAGAUGGUGCUUAAAGAGAUCCCCACCGAGAAUUUUACACGACCCUUGGGUCGCAAUGAAGUUAUUGGUUUACUUUUUAGGUUGACGAUAUUUGGCGCUGUAACCUAUUUUACCAUCAAAUGGAUGGUAGAUGCUAUUGAUCCCACAAGGAAGCAAAAAAUGGAAGCACAGAAGCAGGCAGAAAAGCUUAUGAAACAAAUUGGUGUGAAGAAUGUUAAGCUCUCAGAAUAUGAGAUGAGCAUUGCAGCCCAUUUGGUAGACCCUCUGAAUAUGCAGAUCACUUGGAGUGACAUUGCUGGUCUGGAUGAUGUCAUUACUGAACUGAAAGAUACAGUUAUACUUCCCAUCCGGAAGAGGCAUUUGUUUGAAGGCUCAAGACUGCUGCAGCCCCCAAAAGGUGUGCUCCUGUAUGGCCCCCCAGGCUGUGGUAAAACCCUGAUUGCCAAAGCUACAGCCAAAGAAGCAGGCUUUCGCUUCAUUAACCUGCAGCCCUCCACCCUGACUGACAAGUGGUACGGAGAAUCUCAGAAACUCGCCGCAGCUGUGUUCUCACUGGCGAUAAAACUGCAGCCUUCCAUCAUCUUCAUCGAUGAAAUUGAUUCUUUCUUGAGGAGCCGCUCUAGUUCUGAUCAUGAAGCCACUGCUAUGAUGAAAGCGCAGUUCAUGAGUCUGUGGGAUGGCCUGGAUACAGAUUACAACUGCCAGGUUAUAGUUAUGGGAGCUACAAACCGUCCUCAGGAUUUGGAUUCUGCCAUUCUAAGGAGGAUGCCAACGAGGUUCCAUAUCAAUCAGCCUAACCACAGGCAACGUGAGGAAAUUCUCAAACUCAUUUUAGAAAAUGAAAAUGUGGACACCCUUGUGGACCUGCGUGAAGUUGCUAAGGAUACAGAUGGAUUCUCGGGAAGUGACCUGAGAGAGAUGUGCAGGGAUUCUGCUCUGCUGUGUGUCAGAGACUACGUCCGUAACAACACCCAUGAAAGCAGUGUGGAAGAAGAUUUUGUCAGACCCAUUGCGCAAGGUGAUCUUCGAAAGGCAAUAGAAAAGAUGAAGAAAUCAAAAACUGCAGGCGUUCAGGGUGUUCUGAUGCAUUCUGCCUUGGACUGAGCAGAACACCCAGCAAAAUGUUAUUCCUUGAUCAGCAGCCAAUGUACAGUUAUUUAAAUUAAAUGGUUUUUUUUUUAAGAUGCUAAUGAAAAUAGCGGAGUACAAGCUUAAUCAAUUUCUGCACUGAGAGCGGGGUAUAUUCUUCCUGAAGAUUUCGCUGUACAUAUUUCUGAGUAGUAAGUUUCAAUAAAAGAAAGAGUUCCUAGAAUACACUGACUUAUAGGUAGACAUUUAGGCCAACAUAGCACCAAAUUGUAAUGUGCUCCAAGUCAAAUAUCUUAAAACAACUUUUACGAAUUCACUGGAACUGCGAACGCUUCAGUUAAUCAUGUAACUGAAACAAUGAAAGGAAGUGCCCUCAAAUCUAGUUUUAAAUACAAUAAUGCUCAGAUACAGUGCACUGUAUAUUUCGCUAAAUUAAGUUUGCGUAAGUAAAUUGGUAGAAAAUGUGGGUUUUUUGUUUCAAAAUUGUUUAGUGUGAAAAUUUUUUUUUUUUUAGCUAAAACUAUAGAAACUCAAGUCCAAGUUGGAAAAUAUUUGGGUUAAUGUCUGCAUAUAUGUAGUCAGACUGAAGGCAGAAGACAAAACGUUUGCUGUAGCUUUCUCAGAAUGUAUGAUCGAGCAUUUAAAGUUAAAAUAAAUUAGCAGUGUUCUUGCCAUUUCUAGAUAUGAUCAUGUAGUCUCUAUUUACAACAAGCCAGGUGGAUUCUAGAAGGAGAGUCUAAGAUGACUUCAACACACUCCCCUAAGCCUUAUAACCUGACCAUUUCCUGUACAGAACAUUCAUGUUUUUUAUUAGAUUUGCCUUGGUGUGAUAUCAAAAACUUGUACUCUGUGAGUUUCACUAUGAGGGACUCCCCACAAUACUGUCGGCCAGACAAGGAUGUUAGCUCAGUUGAGUUUUUGAAUUGUCACCGUUGGUGAUCACAUAAGUUGGUCAAGUUCAUGUUUUUUCAUGUCUUUGACUUCUAGUCCAAAUGUUUGUUAUUGAAUCUAUUAAGUGUCUUGGCAUUUCUAAAUUUAGCACUAUUGAAUAUUUAAUAGUUAUGGAUAUGGAUUAACACUCAAGUGUUCCCCAAUGUUGCGCUUGGGCUUAGGUUUAGAAAAAGAGGCUGUGUAGGUUCUAAAUAUGGUUAAACUUGGCCAUCUUUAAAUAGUUUUUACAGCAUAGAGUACUGAUGAACUAAACAAAACUGCUAAACAUAAAGAAAUAUGCACUUAGUUUGCACUAAAGAGUGUAAAGGUGUUUUACAGAAAUUCUUGCAAGAUUGGUGGUGUAGUACUUGCUAUAGUUCUAGGGUACUUUUGAAUGAAAUGCAGUAUGAUCUAUUAUAUACUGUAUUAUAAGAGAAUUACUGCUGGAAAAGAAGUAUUUGUGUUUUCUAAUUUGCUUUGCUUUGUGGUAUUACUGAAUUUAGAGCAGUGUAACUGUUGUAAAACUUGAAUCACCCUAAUAAUUCAUCACAACACCAUAUUGACUCUCAUUUCAACAUGGGAUGUAUUUCAGUUCUUCAGGGGUACAUGGGGAAUGUAUAUAAAAUGUAAAAAAAUAAAGAACUGUAAGUUCAUUGCAAAUUUAAGCAGAUUUUAAUGGAUACAUAAGUUAAUAUUUUUUAUUUUCAGUCUGUAUUAUACUGCUGUGAUAGUAAUAAAACACAAGUUAAACCUC